This is a messenger RNA of Dermacentor silvarum, 1208 nucleotides long. Its product is annotated as N-acetylneuraminate lyase-like. NCBI's taxonomy places the organism in Eukaryota, Metazoa, Arthropoda, Arachnida, Ixodida, Ixodidae. Gene Ontology annotation, molecular function: 4-hydroxy-tetrahydrodipicolinate synthase activity; N-acetylneuraminate lyase activity. The transcript has 11 exons. The record is from RefSeq and is a predicted model, not a curated record. The coding region runs from base 145 to 1071 and encodes 308 amino acids. Gene Ontology annotation, biological process: N-acetylneuraminate catabolic process.
AGAGCAUCGCUAGGUCUCGUCUCGGGCACUCUCUAUCAGUGUCCUCUUUCAGAACAAAAAAAGAAAAAGACAGCGAGGUCUUUCGACAGUGAGACGGUACAGCUGUAUAGACGGAAUCACCGCCAGACAGUACAGGCGCUCAAAAUGGACGCAAAGAUAGCCAAGAUAAAGAACUACAGGGGCCUUUGCGUCGCUCCAUUCACACCUUUUGACACUAAAGGACACAUCAACAUCAAUAUCAUCGACAAAUAUGUUAGUCUUCUGCAGAAGCAGAGUGUCACUGGAGCAUUUGUUAAUGGGUCCACCGGCGAAGGACCUUCCCUAACCGUCGCAGAGAGGAAGAAGCUGACCGAAAGAUGGGUUGAAGCCUCCAAAGGAAAAUUGGACCUCGUUAUCGUACAUGUGACGGCAACAUCAAUAGUGGACACCCAAGAACUCGCUACUCAUGCUGAAAGCCUGAACGUGGAUGCUAUUUCCAUUCUACCACCGUUCUACUUCAGGUCCCCGUCCAAUGACCACCUGAUACGGUAUGUAGAAGAAGUCUCUAAAGCUGCUCCAAACACGCCGAUUAUCUACUACCAUAUUCCAGCAUUCACCUGCGUCAACGUGCGGAUGACUGAAUUCCUACCAGAGGCAAGGCGACGAGUGCCGGCAUUGUGUGGAGCCAAGUACUCAUGCAGUGAAUUGAGCGACUUAGCUGGGUUCUUGCGUGAAGACAAAGCUGACAUUAAAAUAUUCUUCGGAUUCGAAGAGAUGCUUCUUGCCGCUCUAUCUUUGGGUGUGACCGCUGCCAUUGGAGGGACGUUCACUUAUCAAGGACAUCUCGCAAAGAAAAUCAUCGAUUUGUACGAGAAGGGUGACAUGGCCGGAGCACGCCAUCACCAGGACAAGCUGAAGCAUGGCAUCGAUACACUCUGCAAUUAUGGUUUCUCCGUUGCUGCUCUAAAGGCAGCCGCCAACAAAGUCAGCGGGCUCAACUUCGGGGACACCCGAAUUCCCGUGUGUCCCUUGGCUGAUGACAAAGCGGAGAAGCUUGCUGAAGAGAUUCGAGCCCUGGAUAUACUCAUUUGAAGCCACUGCGAUGGCUAAAAGUCAGCUUUCUUUCCGUCGUUGAUAUUCGUCAAAGGAAAGUACGGAGUGCAAUUGUUAAAAUGUGACACGAGCCUCCGUUUUCGCAAGAAGUCAACGAAUAAAAUUUGUUUUCAUAA